This is a messenger RNA of Kazachstania africana CBS 2517, 1056 nucleotides long. It is a transcript of the gene MRP7, whose product is annotated as mitochondrial 54S ribosomal protein bL27m. The record is from RefSeq and is a predicted model, not a curated record. Gene Ontology annotation, molecular function: structural constituent of ribosome. Gene Ontology annotation, cellular component: mitochondrial large ribosomal subunit; ribosome. The coding region runs from base 1 to 1056 and encodes 351 amino acids. The transcript has a single exon. Gene Ontology annotation, biological process: translation. Lineage: Eukaryota; Fungi; Ascomycota; Saccharomycetes; Saccharomycetales; Saccharomycetaceae.
AUGUUCGGUUUAAGUCUCUUAUUUUCAAGAAGGAGUCCAUGUUCAAUUAUAGUACAGAUUCGUACCUCGACCAAAAGAGCUUCCGGUUCAAGAACCUCUAUGAAGGACUCAGCAGGACGAAGAUUGGGGCCAAAGAAAUAUGAAGGUCAGUCAGUGAAACCUGGCGAAAUUAUUAUGAGGCAGCGUGGAACAAAAUUCUAUCCUGGUGAGCAUGUUGGCAUUGGGAAAGAUCACACAAUCUAUGCCUUAGAACCAGGUAUUGUAAGAUACUAUUUAGAUCCCUUCCAUCCUAAAAGGAAAUUUAUUGGUGUUGCAUUAGGUAGGGGCAAGCUUUUACCUACCCCCCACUUUGCUCCAAGAUCAAGAAGAUUUGGCCAUGUGUUAUUGGAUAAUAAGAAGGCAGCCAUUAAAGAAGAGGAGGCACUCCCCAGAAAGUUAUAUAUGGUGAAAGACUCUAUCUGUCAGGAGCAGAAAUUGCGUGAAGAAAAGAGGAAAGAAAGAGCACAAAAGUACAGCAAAUUUAUAACUGAGGAGCUUGAGUUAAAUGUUCCCCGUCUGGACUCUGGCCUAGAUUAUCUUCUUCGAUUAAGGUCAUGUCUCCGAAAUGGCUUCAAUUUAGAGGAUGCGCAGUGCUAUUCAGAAAAGUUUGUGAAGAAACAAAUAGAGCUAAAGGCAAGUAGAGAGCAAUGGGAUGCAAAAGUUAAAGAUGAUUUACUGGAGAAGGUAAAUAAUACUGUAGAGAUACUGAACAAAUCAAUUUCAUUUGACAAUAAGUUCAGAAUAAUUAGAUUUAUUAGUGCUGAGGAGAAAUCCACCCUAAAAGUACGGUUAAUUGAGAAUCUCAAGGAACUAGUAUCACAAAACAAGCUACCAAAAAUUGUUGAUCUAUUUAACGAUGCUUCUCAUUUUUUGUCACUCUCUGAAGAGGUUCGUCUUCGUAGAAUGUUCUUGAAACCACUUCAAACCGGGACUUUAAAGAUUGAAGGUUUCAGCCCUUCUUCAAGAGGUUCGAGAGCUCGUUAUAAUUAUGAUACAAAUAAAAUUGAAGCGUUUUAA